Messenger RNA from Hansenula anomala, 789 nucleotides. It is a transcript of the gene VPS9, whose product is annotated as guanine nucleotide exchange factor VPS9. Lineage: Eukaryota; Fungi; Ascomycota; Saccharomycetes; Phaffomycetales; Wickerhamomycetaceae. Gene Ontology annotation, cellular component: endocytic vesicle; cytosol. Gene Ontology annotation, biological process: vesicle-mediated transport. Bases 1 to 789 code for a protein of 262 amino acids. Gene Ontology annotation, molecular function: small GTPase binding; guanyl-nucleotide exchange factor activity. The record is from RefSeq and is a predicted model, not a curated record. The transcript has a single exon.
AUGUCAUCUAUCCAGGCAUACAAUCCAGAAGAGAAGCCCAACAAAUUCGACUUCCAGCUGUUUUUAAAACAUUUGAGAAGCAGGAAAGCUGAUCCGGUGCUUCGCUAUAUCAGAUCAUUUCUAAAGAAUUUCAAUCAAAAACAAUGGACAACAGAUGAACAAACCAAAUUGGUGAUGGAUUUCAAAGAGUUCAUAGCAGCUAGAAUGCAAGAAUAUGAGCCUUUCUCUUUCAUGGACAAGCAUGAUUUCGAAAACUCGAUGUUUGGUGUGGAGAAGUUGGUUAUGACAAAACUUUAUGAACAAACGUAUUCUCCAGAAAUACCGUCCAAUAUUAUAGAUGAAACACACAAGAAAGAUUUAGAAUAUGAUGAAAUAUUAGAACUUAAUUAUAAAGAAUACAAGGAUUUGACUGCAAAAGAACUUGAUGUUGAUGAAUCUAUAGCGGCCAAAGGUGAUUAUUUCAUAAAAAUUGCAGGUGAUGAGCUUAACAAGUUGAAUAAUUUCAAAUCCCCAAGGGCGAAAGUGAUAUGUAUAUUGAACUGUUGCAAGAUUUUAUUUGAGCUGAUUAAGAAGAAUGAUCAGACUCAAAAUGCAGAUGAGUUCCUACCCUUGUUGAUAUACACUGUUCUCAAGACACAGACUUCUAAUCUUUACUCCAAUCUAGCAUUCAUAGAGAGAUUCUCUUUCAACAAGAGCAGUGAGGUCCAGUACUAUCUUGUGAGUCUCAACGCAGCAUCUGAGUUCAUCAAGAACUUGUCACGAGAAGCUGAUGAUAAUGAUAACGUGUAA